AUUUUUCUAUGUGACCCUUUAAAGUCUUUUGAAAUUCUUUUGAUUUGGCAUGUGAAUCCUUUGAUUUGUGUGUGUGUGUGUGAUUGUUUUAUGGUGUUUAAAUCCUGUUUUUGUUUGUGAUUGGGUUCUUCCGUCCUGGAUCUGGCAAAUAAGUAAUCGUUUUAUAGUCCACUCUCUAUUUUUUGUUUUUCCUAGCCCUUUGUAGUUGUUCCUUCCCUAUAAUUAUUCAGUUUGCUAUUUCUGUGUUUUAGUGAAUAUCUCCUUUUCUCAUGUGUUUAAAUUACUUUGGCUUGAUUUCUUUUCCUUUUUGGGUGUUUGUUUUUCUUUCCUGUGUCCCAUAUCUGUUUGGAUGUGGCAGGCCCCUGUAUUUUUUUUCCUUCCUUUGUUGGGGAAAAUAGAGUGGCUUCAGUUUCUUAAUGGCCCAUUGCUAAAGGUGGGGGCUGAAACUCUGCCUGAGUUUCUGCUUAUUUUCUUUUAGGGGAAUUUCCCUGCUCUUUUAAUAUUGAGUUUCUCAUAUCUUCCAACACUCCCUGGCAAGCGGCUUUGUUAACUUUGGAUAUUGAGCAGUUCCAUCAGCCAAAGAAAGGGGAAAUCGGGUCUCUGUGUUUCCCUUCCAAAGUUCUUGGAAGCGGCGCAGUUUACCUUAAACCGCCCCCCCUCCCCAAUUUCAUUUGGCUUAGAGAGAGGCGCCUUCCUUUCUCCUGGCAAAUCGGUGUUUUAGGAUUUGGUUUAAUCGCGCUCCUAAUGGGCGUAUUUGUUCCUAGUAAAAUGGCGUCGGUGAGCCCUCCCCAUCAUAGUAAUGCACGACCUUUAGAAGACUACCCAAAUUUCUGAAUUUAUGAACACGGGGUGUCUUUCCUUACCCACUUUGGACGGGGGCGCUCAUUGAGGGAACUGCUAAAGAAAUGCGAGGCGUUCGCACACGCCUGAGUUAGAUUCCCAAAGAAAUGCAAGGAAUCUUGACUGGCUCUCCCCAAACAACUCACAUUACCGGUCUUCUUUGUAAGAGAUUUCACAAGCAGAUUUUCAGCCAACAGGAGGAUUUUUUUUACUUAUUUAUUUUUGCUUAAUCCUUUUAGCUGACAACAAGGGGUGGUGGUGUGUUUGGGAGAGUGGACAAGUUUCGUUUUCCAUUUCCAUUUCAUCAUUUCUGGUGAGGUUUGGGAAAUGGCCUGCCUAUCAGCUGCCUGAAGAGCUCUCAAGGGGGGAGGAGAAUUAUCCUCCUCCUCCUCGAUUACAAAUCUCUGUGGACCUGUGGUAGCGCAUUGUGCAGAGAGCAGACACCUGAGCAGUUUGCAAAUCCGGUGCCUUUUUGCCAUUAUCUUGGCCAAGUCCUUCAAAGUGGGCAAGGGGUGGCCAGGUUAGGGAAGGCUGUUCUGCAACAUGGAGGCCAAAGCGCUAGAAGCCAAGCCAUACCUCUCUCUGUCUCGGCUCACAGUCUACGCAGUCCAGGAGGUGCGGCAGGCCCAGAGAUGCAAUGGGGCAGCAGGUCCAGCAGUGAUGCGAUGGUGUGGCAGGUCCAGAGGCAGGGCGGCAGGUCUGGCAGUGAGCGGGGCGGCAGAUCCAGAGGUCUGGCGGCAAAGCGGCAGGGCGGCAGGUCCAGCGGUGAUGCGAUGGGGCAGCAGCAGUGCGAUGGGACAGCAGGUCUGGCAGCGAGGUGGCAGGUCCAGCAGGGCGGCAGGCCCGGCGGCAAGGUGGCAGGCCCGACGGCAGGUCCGGCAGGAAUGCGAAGUGGGCAGCAGGUCUGGCGCUUUUGCCACUAUGAAAGAGGACAAUAAUUUCCCUAAACUUUUUCUGAUUGACGAAGAAGCUAAUGAGUUCAAACUGGUUUAUAGAUCUUCCUACCCGAAGAAAGUCUGGGGGCUCUUCUUACAACAAUCCACAAUGUUGGGGCGUAACAUAAAGAGUGGCAUCAAAAAUACUGUGUCCUGCGUCUUCCACAGGUACCCACUGACUCUGCCUUCCAUCAAAAGUGUCACCUUGGCAAGGUGUGGUGGUGGUGUCCUGGUUUUUUUGUUUUUAUUAUUUUUAUUAUUGAAGGAAAAUAGGCUAGUUGCAAGGUAUCCAUUUGGGUACCCCAAGACCGCCAUUGUCCCUAUUAAAGAAGCGGUCCCUAAAAGUCUCACUGUGACAAACCUGCUGGAAGCACAGAAAUCCGAGCCAUUUUGUGAGGCCAUGGAAAAUUGCUUCGACACAGCCAUCAAGGAAUUCACAUUGGAGCCACAGAUGGUAAAGGAGAAUGCCAAGAUGAUCCUUGAGUGUAACGGAACGAGGAAGGAGUUUGUGUCAGGGAAAGGAGAAAACUAUAUUGAGGUGUUCUGGGUGGACGGCCAAACACAUUACACGGUCAAAGAAGCCAAUUCACAAGUCUAUGUAGCAAGGCUGAGGCGCCAGUCUUUACCACUCAGCCUUGCCAGCAUCUUGAAUGUCGACCAACAGCUGGCCUCCCUUGAAGGAUCAGAGGAGCUGCGGCAGUGCCUAAAUGAGAUAAUAGAGGAAUUUCCCAAGGAACCGCAUACUGUGCAGGACAAUGCUGUGUUGGAGGUCUCAUGCGGAGGGAGUAAUGUGACGUUCCGCUCGGGAGAUGGAAAGAAUGAAAUCAACGUAUACAAAGAUACGCAGGGGAAGAUUGUAUUUAAUGUAAAAGGUAGAGGAUGGGCUUGGUGGGCCCGAUUAUUUGUAAAGCACUAAAUUAAGGAAUGAUAUCAAAGAAGACAGUGUGGGUGGAAGCUCUGUGGUUCUGCUGUAGAGGCAAAUGAUUUACAAGUAGUCCUUGACUUAUGACCACAAUUGAGGCCAAAAUUGCUGUCACUAAGCAAGACAGUUGUGAAAUGAGUUUUGCCCCACUUGAUGACCUUUAUGAGUUGUUAAGUGAAUUACUGCAGUUGUUACUGUGUUUCCCCGAAAAUAAGACCCUGUUCUUAUUUUCUUUCGACCUCCGAAAUAAGUACUAGGCCUUAUUUUCGGGGAUGUCUUAAUUUUUCCCCCCUACCCUUGUUUGUUGUGCUGAUGCAUGCACGAGUGGCAUCCCCAGUGUGACGAGCCUCAUGGCGUCCUGCCAUGAGUAGCUGCAUUGGCGCAAUGAACCUUGUAGAACGCCGCGGCAGUGCCACCAUUCAUGCGCAACAACACAAGUGGCUUCACCGGCGCGACGAGCCUUGCAAAGACCCAUUUCUGGUGGACUUUGAGGGAGAGAAACAAGCCAGGGUCUCUGAUGCAUCUGCUUUCCUUGCUCCACCACCACCCACCCGCGCUUGAUUUUUAAGUCUGCACCUCACCCCACCUCGUACAAUCAGAUGAUGGGUGGAGCUUAACUAGCCUUUAUUUUUGGGGUGGGGCUUAUUUUAGGCACAGGUGUGAAAAUCGGGCUAGGGCAUAUUUUUGGGGUAUGUCAUAUUUGGAGAAACAUGGUAAUAAUACAGUUAAGUAAAUCUGGCUUCCCCAUUGACAAAAGGUCACAAAAGGUGACACUGCAACCGUCAGAAAUGCACGCCAGUUGCCAAGCGUCCAGAUUUUUAUUGCAUGACCACAGGGAUGCUUCAAUGGUCGUGUGGAAAACAGUCCAUAAGUCACUUUUUUUCCCCACUUGCCAUUGUAACUGAACGGUCACUAAAUGAAUGUUUUUAAGUCAAAGACUACCUGUAUUAUAAACAGAAGCAUCUUCUCAUUUAUACUUUCCCACAUGCAGAAUUACUGGGAUGCUAUCAGUGUACUGGGCCUAUUGAUCGUUUGGCUGCUGAUAGAUUAUUACUUGUUUUAUAUAAUCAGAAUGCUUGAUCAGUUCACAAUUCCAGAAUUUCUUCACUCAGUAAACAGCUGUAGAUAAAUCAUAAACUCCACAUAACAAAAAAUAAUUAAUGGUCAGAAUCUUGCAGGGCAAUCACUAUCUCCAAGAAUCCAUCAAUGCUGUAUUUUCUAUAUUGUAUUCUUCUCUUUUUAAUGAUUGCUUAAAUAAAAGUUUUAAAUUGUUAA
Molecule: messenger RNA, 3972 nt
Organism: Pantherophis guttatus
Lineage: Eukaryota; Metazoa; Chordata; Lepidosauria; Squamata; Colubridae
Source: RefSeq, a predicted model, not a curated record